Messenger RNA from Eupeodes corollae, 2846 nucleotides. RefSeq names its product transmembrane protein 184C. Gene Ontology annotation, biological process: transport. The coding region runs from base 252 to 1910 and encodes 552 amino acids. NCBI's taxonomy places the organism in Eukaryota, Metazoa, Arthropoda, Insecta, Diptera, Syrphidae. The record is from RefSeq and is a predicted model, not a curated record. The transcript is spliced from 6 exons. Gene Ontology annotation, molecular function: transporter activity.
UUUGUUUUUGACAUAACGUAGUAAACAGAGAAAAAGAAAAGAAAGUAGUUUAUCUAAUUUUUAGUUCACUAAUUUUUUGAGAAUUCCCCAAAAAAGCAAAGAAAAAAAAAUAUCAAGAAUUCUACUUAAUUUGUGUUUGUCCUAAUUAUUCAUAUCAGCGAAACGCCCACACACACAGUUUUUCUAAAGAGCUCUCGAUUAACAAAGCAUGAACAUUCCCAAAGAAACAUUAAUUAUUAAAAACACCAAAAAUGUGUAAACUAAACAUUCGUCAUUUUUGCAAGGAAUGGCGAAUCUGGAUUCGUCCACUGCUCAUUGUAACAUAUGUGAUAUUUGCCAUAAUAGUUGUCCCCCUGCUGAUAGUGAAUUCAUUGAAAGAUGGAUUCACACGCAAGGAUCAGUUGAUAUUAAUUGGGGGAUUGUUUGUGCUGUCCGCAGUGCCAAUCUCCAUUUGGCACAUAAUUCAACAUGUCAUUCAUUUUACGAAGCCGAUUUUACAAAAACACAUCAUUCGCAUUGUCUGGAUGGUGCCAAUAUACGCUUUAAAUGCUUGGCUGGGUUUACUAUUCCCCGAACACUCGAUCUAUGUUGACUCAUUACGUGAAUGUUAUGAAGCCUAUGUUAUAUACAAUUUCUUGGUUUACUUGCUCAACUAUUUGAAUUUGGUAAUGGACUUGGAGGCAACGAUGGAAAUUAAGCCUCAAGUGAGCCACAUCUUUCCGUUGUGCUGUAUGCGCCCGUGGGAAAUGGGCAGGGAAUUUAUACACAACUGCAAGCACGGCAUAUUGCAGUACACGGUGGUUAGACCAAUAACAACAUUUAUUUCCGUCAUAUGUGAGCUAUGCGGCGUUUAUGGAGAAGGUACCUUUGCUGGUGACGUUGCAUUCCCUUACAUUGUCUUCAUUAACAACAUUUCACAAUUCGUUGCUAUGUACUGUUUGGUUCUCUUUUAUAAAGCCAAUAAGGAGGACUUGAAGCCAAUGAAACCAAUCCCCAAAUUCUUAUGUAUAAAAGCUGUUGUAUUUUUUUCGUUCUUUCAAGGGGUUCUUCUUAAUAUCAUGGUUUACUACGGAUUCUUUCAAAAGAUUUUCGGAAACUCAAACGACCUGGGAGACACUAAAAAUUUGGCGCUUAUGUUGCAGAACUUUCUCAUUUGUAUAGAAAUGUUCAUAGCAGCUGUGGCACAUAUUUACAGUUUCCCCCAUCAUCCGUUCCAUUCAAAUUCACCACAAUAUUGGAACAAUCCGAGCAAUAAUUGGUUCACAGCAUGUUUGUCUAUGAUCGAUAUAUCAGACAUGCAAGAGGAUGUUACCGAGCAUAUUGGCUAUGUGACCGGCUCGAUAAGCAGGACUUUCCAUGGACGAACCACCUACCAACCGUUAUCGCGAGGCCGCCGAUCUAGCAGCGAAUCGGACUACUUAAUGGCAGCGGGAGUUGCUAAGACAGACAGCGAUACAGGUAAUAGAAAGUCAUUUAGUAAUCCGAUGGUAACCAAAAAUCGCUAUGGAGCUACAGAUAAUCUUCUUCAAGCGCCUUCGACAUCAGCAGCUCCUCAGGACGCCGCCUCUUCUUCGAAGCAUUCAUCGAAUUUUGCCAUUAAUAUCAAUAAGCGAGACGAAAUAAAAGAAUACUCACCACACUACGGCGCUCCCACUUCCGGUAAUUUCCUUCAAGCCCGCAAAAAUAAUGGCGGUGGUUCAAACACUGACUCGAACACAACCACCCGCAACGACAGCUCCUCAAAAAGCGACUCCUUUUCAAUUGUAAACAGUGGCGGUGGCACUAUUAAAAAAUCCGAUAGCAAUAACUCUGACUGGCUGAGCACCCCUACCGACGAGAUGCUCGGCAUUGAUGUGCGGGGUGUCGAAAAAGAUCGAAUCAUGUAUAAUAUGGGUAAUCCAAAAGCUUGAAUAAUGUAAAUCGCGCUCGCUGCUGUUUUUUGAGGGUACGUGUGGCCAUCAUCGUGAUCGUUUCGUCCCAUCGUAGAACUACAUCCUUAAUUCUAUAAAUAUACUCAGUAUAAUAUUUUGUUUUGUACAUUAACUGUGUGGGCUUUAUAGUUUGCUGUUUAACAAACCUCUCUCUCAUCUUCUUACUUUUCACUAUAAUAUUGCCAAAGACUAACCGAAAUAUGUACAUUGUCGUUGUCGUUAUUUAUCAUUCCCCGAUUUGGUCGAACUUGUCGUCAUCUAGGUUGUAGAGUAUUUGCAUUCCUUUCAUUUAAGUGCGUUGUUUUAGUUGUUAACACAUAACAUACGAAAUACGAUGCCUUAACUUAACGUACUGAUGUGUUUUUGUUAUCUUCACUUCACUUCAUCUCACUCUCGCUACUAAUAUAUUAUCGUCCAUGUCGCACUAACUUAACUUUUGUUAUAUAUAUAGUUUCUCUAGGUUUUGGAAUUGACAUGACUGUGCGCUGCUGGAGCGCUCUCUUUAUAUUAUGUAUACCUUUUUGUCAAAUUGUUUAGUUUUUUUUAUCUCAUGGUGGCUGUACUCGUAACAUUACUGGUGUCUGUUUAGAAAACAAAAAUUCAAAAAGAACGUACCCUCCUUGUUUCUUCAGACAAAGCAAACAACAAUUCUAACAACAAUAAAUAAAAUUUUUCUUUCAGGACAUACAAAUAAAAUAUAACGAAUUAAGUUUAAAACUAAAAACUAAAAAGAAAUGAAUAAUAAAUUAUUUAAGACUUAUGUGAAUUUAUUUUGAAUCUAAGUUGAAUUUUUUAUACUUAGCUGAACAAAUUAUAAUGAAUGUAUUUUAUGUGUAUCAAAUGUAUUAGCAUUGUUUAAUGAUCUGAAUAUUUUUAGGAAAAUAAAAUGCUAUUGUAUAUAAAUUUAAAAAUUAA